Messenger RNA from Grus americana (Whooping crane), 4121 nucleotides. RefSeq names its product stromal antigen 3 (gene STAG3). The record is from RefSeq and is a predicted model, not a curated record. Bases 212 to 3886 code for a protein of 1224 amino acids. Gene Ontology annotation, biological process: sister chromatid cohesion. The transcript has 33 exons. Gene Ontology annotation, molecular function: chromatin binding. NCBI's taxonomy places the organism in Eukaryota, Metazoa, Chordata, Aves, Gruiformes, Gruidae. Gene Ontology annotation, cellular component: cohesin complex; nucleus; chromatin.
GGAGACAGAGCUGGGGCCCCCAGGCUAUAGGGGGCCAUGAGGACCCCUACAUGGGGCUAUAGGAGAUGCCAAGUGGGACUGGACAGGAUCCCAGCACUAUGUGGCCAUAGGGCCCAUAGGGGAUCCCCAGAAUAUGGGGGUCUAUAGGGACAUAUAGGGCACCAUUGGGGAGCCCAGGCUAUAGGGGACACCAGGGCUACGGGGGACUCUGAUGCCAUACGAGGCUGUAGGGGAUCCCCAGGAGGCCCUGCGGUUCACCAUGCCCCCGCGACGUUCGGCCCGCAUCCAGGGUGCCUCAUCCAGCUCUGGCUCCUCUGCUGGGCUGGGCACUGGCUCCAGCCCUGCACCGGGGUCAGGCGGGGCACGGAGCAGCCCGCCGCCGUCGCCGACAGCCCUCAACAGCCCGCACCUCAGCAGCGGUGACUCCGGCAGCGACUUUGAGGACACGUUGCAGCCGCGCGGCAAGCGGGGACCCCGCCAGGCGCUGAGCCAUGGCCCUGUCUCGAAGCGUCCCCGGAGGAGGGAGCCCAGCAGGGACAGGAGCAGUCCAACGGCGAGCAACCCGGAGCAAAACACCCUCUUUGAGGCCGUCAGGUCGGCCAAGAUCGCCAUCGAGACGGUGGUAGAUGACUGGCUGGAGACUUACAAGCAGGACCGUGAGAUGGGCUUCCUGGAGCUUGUCAACUUCAUCAUCCGCUCCUGCGGCUGCAGAGGCGUGGUGACCCCAGAGAUGUUCAGGCACCUGCAGAACUCGGAGAUCAUCCAGCAGCUGACGGAGAAGUUCAAGGAGGAUUCAGCUGAGUACCCACUUUCACUGGGCACCCAGCCCUGGCGCCGUUUCCGGGCUGGCUUCUGCGAGCUGGUGACCGCGGUGGUGCGGCGAUGCCAGUACAGCGUCGUCUACGAUGAGUUCCUGAUGGAUGCCCUCAUCUCCCUGCUCACCGGCCUCUCUGACUCCCAGGUGCGGGCUUUCCGCCACACCAGCACCCUGGCAGCCAUGAAGCUGAUGACGGCGCUGGUGAACGUGGCGCUGGGCGUGAGCUUGCACCAGGAGAACAACCAGCGGCAGUACGAGGCCGAACGGAGCAAGGGACCCGGCCACCAGGCCACUGACAAGCUGGAGGCGCUGCUGGAGAAGCGCCGGGAGCUCCAAGAGCAGCAGGAGGAGAUCGAGAACAUGAUGAACGCCGUCUUCAAGGGCGUCUUUGUGCAUCGCUACAGGGAUGUGGUGCCGGAGAUCCGGGCCAUCUGCAUGGAGGAGCUGGGGACGUGGAUGAGGAGCUACGCGGCCUCCUUCCUCACCGACGGCUACCUCAAGUACAUUGGCUGGACCCUGCAUGACAAGCAGCGGGAGGUGCGGCUGCAGUGCGUGAAGGCGCUGCAGGGGCUGUACUGCCGUCGGGACACGGCCGCCCACAUGGAGCUCUUCACCAGCCGCUUCAAGACCCGCAUGGUGUCCAUGGUGCUCGACAAGGAGCCCGACGUGGCCGUGGAGGUGGUGAAGCUGCUGACGCUGAUGCUAGAGAACAUGGAGGAGGCACUGACGGAGGAGGACUGCCAGAGCGUCUACCCCGUGGUCUACGUAUCCAGCCGGGCACUGGCCUCUGCUGCUGGCCUUUUCCUCUACCGCAGGCUGCUGGACCCCCAACGAGAGCCGUCUCACGAUGGGGACAACAGGACCUUCUUCCGGCUGCUUCUGGCCUUCUUCAUCGAGAGUGAGCUCCACGAGCAUGCAGCCUACUUGGUGGACAGCCUGUGGGACUGUGCCGGGCCCCGGCUGAGGGACUGGGAGACCAUCAGCGCUUUGCUGCUGGAGGAGUCGCCCACCAAGGGUCUGACGGACCAGCAGGAGAAGGCACUGGUGGAGAUCCUGGCAGCCAGCGUGGUCCAGGCGGCAGAGGGGCAAUCCCCGGUGGGCCGCGGCCCUGUCAAGAAGCCCUCAGCCCGGGAGCGCAAGGCGCAGGUGGAGGAGAGGACCCGGCUCACCCACUGCCUUGUCCCGGCCCUGCCCCAGCUGCUGGCCAAGUUCUCAGCCGAUGCCGAGAAGGCGGCUCCGCUCCUGGAGGUGCUGCGCUGCUUCGACCUCAGCAUCUACCGCACCGGGCGGCUGGAGAAGCACUUGGAGCUGGUGUUGGGGCAGCUGCAGGAGGUGGUGGAGAAGCACACGGGGCGGACAGUGCUGGAAGCUGCAUCCCACGCGCUUCACGUGCUGUGCAACCCCGAGCUCGCCCUGCGUGGCCACGGGGAUCUGGUGCGUAGCCGCCUCGCUGACCAGCUGGCCGACAAGUUCCACCAGGAGGUCACCGAGCUGCUUCAGGGCCCUGCUCAGGCCUCGUCCCUGGACGAGGAGGAGGUGUACAGUAUGGCAGCCACGCUGAAGAGGAUCUCUGUCCUGUUCAACGCCCACGACCUGACGCCCUGGCAGCUCUUCGAGCCCUGCGCCCAGCUCCUCCAGCGCGCUGUGGACACGGGCGAGGUGCCCCCGCAGGUCCUUGUCCCCGCCAUCACCUGCCUCCACUUCCACGUCCUCUGGGAGCUCUCGCGCCUGCCCAGCACCGAUGUCCCCCAGGAGCAGCUGCGGAGCCUGAAGGCCAGAGUCACCUCCUUCUGCUCGCUGUGUCAGAGCUGCCUGUCCGACAUGGACGCUGGCGUCCGGGAGCAGGCCUUCGUGGUGCUCAGCGACCUGCUGCUGGUGUUCGGGCCCCAGCUGCCGCGGGAUGGGCGGGAGGCACUGGCCCCACUGGUGCUGCUGCCUGAUGCAGGGCUGCAGUCCCAGCUGGCUGCCUUCCUUAUGGACCACGUCUUCCACCACGCCUGUGGCCACGAGGAGCUCUCGGCCACAGAGGACAGCGAGAACCGCAUUGAGGAGCUGCACCAGCGCCGGGUGCUCCUGGCCGGCUUCUGCAAACUCAUCAUCUACGAUGUGCUGGAGCUCAGUGCCGCCUCUGACGUCUUCAAGCAUUACGCCAAGUUUUACAACGACUACGGGGACAUCAUCAAAGAGACUCUGAACUGCAUCCGGCAGAUUGACAGGCAGGAGUGGGCUCGCACCCUGCUGCUCAGCUUGCAGCAGCUGAUGACGGAGCUGCUGCUGCAGCAGGGCCCCGAUAUCCGGGCAGCUGAGGCUUUCCUGGAGAUCCGGGACCUGGCGCGACGUUUCUCCCUCCUCUUCAGCCUCCACCAGCUCCGCAACCGCUCGGCACUGCUCAGCAUGCACAAGGAGGGGAUCCAGUUCGCCUUCCAGGAGCCUCCAGGCCCCGAGCUGGGGCUGCCACCCCUCAACCUGCCCUUCCUGGAGGUGCUGAGCGAAUUUUCACCCCGGCUGCUGCGUCCUGACAAGGUCCUGCUCCUGUCCUACCUGGAGAAGACGUGCCAGGAGCUGCGGUGGUCAGCACCAGGGGACACGCCGUGGCCGUCCCUUGUCACCUACCGCAACUCCCUGCAGCCGCAGGAGGAGGGGGGUUCGGUGAGCAGCCGCAGCACGGCCAGCCGCUCACGCCCCACUCCCAGCUCCGCUGCCAAGAGACCCCGUGUGGAUGCCCCCCUGGAGCACCCCGACUCCAGCCCGUGGCCAAGCAGCCGCCUCCCCAGCCCGGCCCUGACCUCCACCGCCCUGCGGGGUGGUCCCCGGCCCCCCCUGCCCUGGCCACCAGCACAGGACCCUGGCUCUGACCCUGGCCCCCUGCAGAGCUCCCUGUCCCGCGGGCGCAGCAGGAUGAACCGGCUCAGCCUGAUGGUGGAGGAGGAGGAGGAGGAGGAAGAGGAGGUGGCUAUUGAAGAGGAGAGCAGCGAGGACACCCCAGAUCAGGACAGGACUCUGCUGGCCCCCGAGGACCGGCUCCGGGACCUCUUUGACUCCACCAUCCUGGGCAUCGAGGUGGGUUGAGGGCAAUGCACGGGGUCCCCGGAGCAAGAAGGACCCCAAAGAAGAGCCCUCCCCAUGCUUUGGAGGGGGGGGGUCUCACAGGGACCCCCUCUCCCCACAGGAUGUCUGAUUGAGGGAGCCCUGGCAGCGCUGAGCCCCUUCGGUGCCGUUAUUGUUGUUGUGAGCCCAAAUCUGGGGGAGCCUGGCUCCCCAUGCCCCGUUCGGCGAUGGUUAAUAAAUACUCAUUGGACAGACA